Molecule: messenger RNA, 2349 nt
Organism: Penicillium olsonii
Lineage: Eukaryota; Fungi; Ascomycota; Eurotiomycetes; Eurotiales; Aspergillaceae
Source: the annotation of a GenBank genome assembly
AUGGCAUCUGGAUUCUCUCGAGGCAUAACAACUACCUGGUUUCUGAACUCUCAGCUAACCCGACGUUCAGCGGACGAUGCUAUCGACGCAAUCAAAUGGAAAUCCUCAAAGGCUAAAGCAAACGGUCUCAUAGAGAGACUGAACCUCACCGAAAAGGCGUCGAUGGUCACCGGAACAGCCAAUGGGCAAUGCAUCGGAAAUAUUCCUUCGAUCGAACGAGUCGGGUUUGGGGGCCUCUGUUUGUCUGACGGACCACAAGGCCUGCAUCUUGCGGACCUAGCAAGUGUCUUUUCUUCGGGCCUGACUGCCGCCGCGACAUGGGAUCGGGAGUUGAUUGCGAGACGAGGCGCUGCCAUGGGAGCUGAAUUCCGUGACAAAGGGGCCAAUGUCAUGUUGGGUCCCUCAACUGGCCCACUCGGUCGCAGUCCAUGGGGUGGCCGCAACUGGGAGGGAUUUUCUCCAGAUCCAUACCUCUCAGGUGUCGCCAUGCAAGAGACUAUCCGCAAUGCCCAAGCUGUCGGCGUCCAAGCUUGCGCCAAACACUUCAUCGGCAACGAACAAGAGACACACCGCACCAAUGAGCAAGUCCAAGGUGUAGAUGUGGAUGGUGUUUCCGCCAACAUCGAUGACCGAACAAUGCACGAACUUUACCUCUGGCCUUUCGCCGAUGCCGUGAAAGCAGGCGUUGCAUCGUUUAUGUGCAGCUACAACCGCCUUAACAUGACCUACACUUGCGAAAAUUCACCUCUUUUGAACAAAAUCCUGAAGAAAGAACUGGGUUUCAAGGGCUACGUUAUGUCUGAUUGGUUUGCAACACAUUCAGGCGCCCGGGCCAUCAAUGCCGGCCUGGACAUGAACAUGCCCGGCUACAUGAGCGAAACAGACUUCACUCAUUCCUACUUUGGAUCAAAUGUGGUUGCAGGUGUUGAGAAUGGAACCAUUUCCGAGCGUCGUCUAAACGAUAUGAUUGCGCGUAUCCUGACACCAUAUUAUUACUUCAACCAGGACGAAGACUAUCCAACAAUCGACCCAUCUUCUUACGCGGUGAGCGAAGCGACUUAUGGACUUCUUUCUCCUGGUGCAUCUACUCAGGAAGGUCGUGAUGUUCGCGGAAAUCACUCCUCUUUGAUUCGGGACAUGGGGGCUGCUGGGACAGUCAUGCUCAAGAAUGUGAACAAUACGCUUCCUCUCAAAACACCCAAGAUUAUUGGAGUCUUUGGAAACGAUGCCCCAGAUGUUAGCUCGGGUCUGCUUUACCCUAACAAGGUUGACGGGUUUGAAAUGGGGACUCUCACUGUUGGCGGUGGCUCUGGCAGUGGCCGUAUGUCCUACGUGGUCUCCCCCCUCGAAGCCAUCAAGGAUCGCGCGAAGAAAGAUGGCUCUCGUGUGGUCUACCUGACGGACAACCAAGUUAUUGCCAAUGGUGAAUUCAACAGCAUCUAUCCCAGCCCCGAUAUCUGUCUCGUCUUCCUCAAAAGUUGGGUUCGUGAAGGAGUUGAUCGAACUUCAUUGGAAGCCAACUGGAACUCCACUCUGGUGGUUGAAAAUGUCGCAUCAAUCUGUCCUGGAAGGACAGUCGUCAUCACUCACAGCGGCGGUGUUAACUCAAUGCCAUGGGCAGAUAACGACAAUGUGACUGCCAUUCUUGCUGCACAUUACCCCGGUCAAGAAUCCGGUGAUUCCAUUGUGGAUGUGUUGUGGGGAGAAGUGAACCCAUCAGGAAAGCUUCCUUACACGAUCGCGAAGAGCGAAGCCGACUACAAUGCACCUAUUCUCAACUUGACAGGAGCAAGCAGUACUGACUCAAACGCCUGGCAGCUGAACUUUACAGAGGGGUUGAUGAUAGAUUAUCGUCACUUUGAUGAACAAAAUAUCAAGCCCUUGUAUGAGUUUGGAUACGGUCUCAGCUAUACAUCAUUUGAUCUUGAUUCGCAUGUUUCGGUGAAACACCUUCGGACAACAAACCAAAGCAGACUUGAUCAUCAAUAUUCCAAAAUCACCACCAAGAGUGCUGGUGGCAGCUCCGAUCUUUGGGAUACGAUGAUUCAGGCUACUACAACGGUUACCAACACUGGUGAUGUGCCUGGUGCUACGGUAGUACAGCUCUAUCUCUCCUAUCCAACCAACGAUAUGCCACCGGGAACUCCACGGAAGGUGCUUCGGGGUUUCGAAAAGACAACUUUCCAGCCAGGGGACCAGAGGGACGUCCAUUUCUCGCUUCGCCGUCGUGAUCUUAGCUAUUGGGACACCGAGACACAAAGCUGGAAGAUUCCCAAAGGGAAUUUCCGAUUGAGCGUUGGUUUUAGCUCGCGAGACCUUCACUCCUUCGCUUCUUUCAGAGCUAUCUAG